AGUUGUAGGCGCUCGUACUGUUUCGGCAGUUUCCGGAGCGACUCGGGGGUCUCCGCGUCUUGCUGGCUCUGUUCUGAUCGCCUGGCGCGGUGGUGCGGGGUCUUAGGCGAGUCAUGGCGUCCCCUUCUCGGAGAUUGCAGACGAAACCAGUCAUUACUUGUUUCAAGAGCGUCCUCCUGAUUUACACUUUCAUCUUCUGGAUCACUGGUGUUAUCCUUCUUGCCGUUGGUAUUUGGGGCAAGGUGAGCCUGGAGAAUUAUUUUUCUCUUUUAAAUGAGAAGGCCACCAAUGUGCCCUUCGUGCUCAUUGGCACUGGCACUGUCAUUAUUCUCUUGGGUACCUUUGGCUGUUUUGCUACCUGCCAAGCUUCUGCCUGGAUGCUAAAACUGUAUGCAAUGUUUCUGACUCUAAUUUUUUUGGUCGAACUGGUUGCUGCCAUCGUUGGAUUUGUUUUUAGACAUGAAAUUAAGAACAACUUUAAGAGUAAUUAUGAGAAGGCUCUGAAACAAUAUAACACUACAGGAGAUUAUAGAAGUGAUGCGGUAGACAGGAUCCAAAAUAAAUUGCAUUGUUGCGGUGUCACCAAAUAUACAGAUUGGGAAGAUACUAGUUAUUACUCAGAACAAGGAUAUCCUAAGAGCUGUUGUAAAACUGAAUGUACUCCAAACAAAGAUGCAAGUAAAGUAAACCAUGAAGGUUGCUUUAUAAAGGUAAUGACCAUUAUAGAGUCAGAAAUGGGAGUUGUUGCAGGAAUUUCAUUUGGAGUUGCUUGCUUCCAGUUGAUUGGAAUCUUUCUCGCCUACUGCCUUUCUCGCGCCAUAACAAAUAACCAGUAUGAGAUAGUGUAACCAGCAUAUGUGCAGGCUUACUCUCCAACUCUAAGG
This is a messenger RNA of Chrysochloris asiatica (Cape golden mole), 884 nucleotides long. RefSeq names its product tetraspanin 6 (gene TSPAN6). The record is from RefSeq and is a predicted model, not a curated record. NCBI's taxonomy places the organism in Eukaryota, Metazoa, Chordata, Mammalia, Afrosoricida, Chrysochloridae. The transcript has 7 exons. The coding region runs from base 114 to 848 and encodes 244 amino acids. Gene Ontology annotation, cellular component: membrane.